Poecilia reticulata (guppy) is the source of this 2595-nucleotide messenger RNA. NCBI's taxonomy places the organism in Eukaryota, Metazoa, Chordata, Actinopteri, Cyprinodontiformes, Poeciliidae. The record is from RefSeq and is a predicted model, not a curated record.
UAAAGAUGGCGCACUGCUUGGCUGCACGUUUAGGCGCCCAGGAGGAGCAGAUUCGGCUUCUCACCGCUGAAAUCUCCGCUCUUCGGGACGGACUAAACGGCGGGUCUAACCGCGCCGGGGUUGCUUCUGUAAGUCCGGAGCUCGAAAACCUGCGGGCGGAGAAUGAGAAGCUCCGAUACCGCUUGCUGCACCUCCGGAGGGGUCUGCAGGCUGAGCUGGAGAUGGAGGAGGCGCUGGGAAGGAAACAAACAGAAGCACAGUGUGGCAAAACCCCGGAGAGGAAUAUCGUAAAACCACAACAAACUGACAGCCGAACUGAUAACGGGCAGGUGCCAAUCCCAGACAAGAAACCCAGUGAGAAAAACAAGAAAAAGCAGGAUAAAGGGCGAGUGGAUGGAGGAACGAAGGAGUUGAAUCCAUGGCCUCCGUAUGUUACGGAGCGCCUCAGCCUCUACGAGGAGCUGAAGAARGAGAGUGAUGCCCUGCUGGCCAGGAAGGCUGCAGAAAGUAAACCCAUUAUUGUUGAGUUGACAGAUGGGCAAAAAGUGCCAGGGAAGUCUUGGGUUACRACACCGUAUCAGAUAGCCUCUGACAUCAGCCAAGGCCUGGCCGACAGCGCAGUAAUUUCUCUUGUUAACGGAGAGCUCUGGGAUCUGGACAGACCUCUUGAGCAGGACUGCUCUCUUGAGAUCUUGCGCUUUGAUAAUGAAGAUGCUCAAGCUGUAUACUGGCACUCCAGCGCUCACAUCCUGGGGGAAGCCAUGGAGCGUUUCUACGGAGGCUGUUUGUGUUACGGCCCCCCGAUAGAGAAUGGCUUCUACUACGACAUGUUCCUAGAUGGACAGAAGUCAGUGUCCAGCACAGAGUUUGGAGACUUGGAGGCUUUGUGCAAGAGUGUGGUGAAAGAGAAACAGCCUUUUGAGAGACUUGAAAUCAGUAAAGAGACACUGCUAAAAAUGUUUAAAUACAACAAAUUCAAGUGUCGCAUUCUGAAUGAGAAAGUUACCACCCCGACUACAACAGUCUACAGAUGUGGGCCCUUGAUUGACUUAUGCAGAGGCCCUCAUGUCAGACACACAGGGAAGAUCAAGGCAAUGAAGAUAUACAAGAACUCUUCCACCUACUGGGAGGGCCGCUCAGACAUGGAGACUCUGCAGAGAAUCUACGGGAUUUCCUUCCCAGACUCAAAGAUGCUGAAAGAGUGGGAACAUGACAUCUUUGCAUUGAAGCCAAUGAACUGCCCCGGCCACUGCUUGAUGUUCAGCCACAGGCCUCGCUCGUGGCGAGAGCUUCCUUUGAGGCUGGCAGAUUUCGGGGUGCUGCACAGGAACGAGCUGUCCGGAACGCUGACGGGUCUGACCCGAGUGCGGCGCUUCCAGCAGGAUGAUGCUCACAUUUUCUGCGUGAUGGAUCAGAUUGAGUCAGAGAUGAAGGGUUGYCUGGACUUCCUCCGCUGUGUUUACGACGUGUUUGGAUUCUCCUUCCAGCUUUAUCUGUCAACCCGUCCAGAAAAAUAUCUGGGUGACAUAGCCUUGUGGAACCAGGCUGAGAAGCAACUCGAAAACAGCCUGAAUGAGUUUGGGGAGCCAUGGAAACUCAACCCUGGAGACGGGGCUUUUUAUGGACCCAAGAUUGACAUUAAGAUCAAAGACGCAAUUGGACGCUACCACCAGUGUGCCACCAUUCAGCUGGACUUCCAGCUGCCUAUUCGCUUCAAUCUGACCUUUGUGGGAAAGGAUGGGGAUGACAAAGCGCGGCCAGUCAUCAUCCACCGUGCCAUCUUGGGCUCGGUGGAAAGGAUGAUUGCCAUUCUCACGGAGAACUAUGUAGGGAAAUGGCCUCUGUGGCUCUCUCCUCGACAGGUGAUGUUGGUGCCCGUCAACCCCUCCUGUGAGGAUUACGCCAACAAGGUGUGCAAGCAGUUCACAGAAGCCGGUUUCAUGGCAGACGCUGAUCUGGACUCUGGCUGCCUCCUGAACAAGAAAAUCCGAAACGCUCAGUUGGCUCAAUAUAAUUUCAUCCUGGUUGUCGGGGAGAAAGAGAAGAUGACUAACAGCGUAAAUGUGCGCACGAGAGACAACAAGGUCCACGGAGAACUGCCGGUGUCCGAGGUGAUGGCUCGCCUGACCCUGCUCAAACAGUCCCGCUGUCGAAACGCAGAAGAAGAAUUUUGAUGAAGAUGGGCAAAGCAAAGCAAAUUUUUGUCCUUAAGUUACCUCAUGUGCGGCAGUUAGAGGUGCUGAGAAUAGGCAGAUGAUGGCAUGUGUGUAGAAGGUUUUUGGAAAGUCAUAAAUGUGAAAUGGACACAAAUGGAUCGUAAUCUUGUGUAAGUGCAUUUUAAUGAAUGGGGCUGUAGAAAAAAAGCARGUGUCCAUGUGAUUGUCAGUGARCUCUGGAGGGGAAAAUCUGGGUUUUGRGUCUGAAUAUCAAAUGAUUUUCUGGCAGUCUAAAUCAAUUAGAARGAAACUGAACUGAACUGAGAGAGAGCGAUYGCUAUGAUCAUUAAAAUGAUGURAAAUUGACACCUAUUYUCACAAAGAUCUGCCCUCAUGGGGAGAAAAAAGAYCUGAAAUAAAAGRGAAAAAAUCUGCAAAA